Molecule: messenger RNA, 1268 nt
Organism: Asterias rubens (European starfish)
Lineage: Eukaryota; Metazoa; Echinodermata; Asteroidea; Forcipulatida; Asteriidae
Product: 40S ribosomal protein S9
Exons: 4
Coding region: 104-679 (191 amino acids)
Biological process (GO): positive regulation of translational fidelity; translation
Cellular component (GO): cytosolic small ribosomal subunit
Molecular function (GO): rRNA binding; structural constituent of ribosome
Source: RefSeq, a predicted model, not a curated record
UUUCCUGCGUAGAUAUUUUUCGGAUCCUUUUGGAGACACAAACACAAGAGGGCAGACUUCCUUUCCAAUUUUAUCCGUGCGUGUGUCCAUCUGAGACGUCAACAUGCCGAGAGUGGUGUGCAGCAAAACCAGCGUGACGCCAAGACGUCCUUUUGAGAAGGAACGUCUUGACCAAGAAUUGAAGCUGAUCGGCGAGUAUGGGCUGCGUAAUAAACGUGAGGUUUGGCGUGUGAAGUACACCCUGGCCAAAAUCAGAAAGGCUGCUCGUGAUCUCCUCACACGUGAAGAGAAAGAUCCUAAGAGGUUGUUUGAAGGUAAUGCAUUGCUGCGUCGUCUGGUCCGCGUCGGAGUACUUGAUGAGGGCAAAAUGAAACUUGAUUACGUCCUGGGUCUGCGAGUGGAAGACUUUCUUGAACGUCGUCUGCAAACGCAAGUGUUCAAGUCUGGUCUGGCCAAGAGCAUUCAUCACGCCCGCGUACUCAUCCGACAGCGUCACAUUCGCGUCCGUAAGCAGGUCGUCAACAUCCCUUCCUUCAUUGUUCGUCUGGAUUCCCAGAAGCACAUUGACUUCUCUACACGUUCUCCUCUCGGUGGUGGACGUCCUGGCCGUGUGAAGCGAAGGAACAUGCGUAGAGCUCAAAGUGGUGGUGGUGGAGAAGAGGAGGAAGAUGAGGAUUAGAUGCAAUGCUGAGGAAGAGGAAGAACUCUCUGAGAAAUAACAUCUUCUCUUGACUCUAGACCAUCUUGGAUAUUAUGGCAAUCUCAAGAUGUACAAUAUCUUGUGAUAACUUGAAUAUUAUAGAUCACAACUUUCACAGAAUGAGAAAUGACAGUCAAUAUAAUCCUUCUGUUGAACUGUAGUAUUUUGUUCCUUUCAAUCAUUGACCAACACCAAGGACUUCAAUGUCAAUCUCUUUUCAGUUAAGCAUCUUAGAACUCAGAUCUUCUUUGUCAGAAAUAAAGUAAAUUGCGUUCUUUAUUCUGUUGUUAUAAUGUCACUGUCUUUGAAAUGACAAUGUUGUUGUAAUGUCACUGUCUUUGAAAUGACAAUGUUGUUGUAAUGUCACUGUCUUUGAAAUGACAAUGUUGUUGUAAUGUCACUGUCUUUGAAAUGACAAUGUUGUUGUAAUGUCACUGUCUUAAAAUUGACAUCAUCUUUAAAGGACACUAUCUUUGUAUCAAUAAUGUCUUUGAAUUGUCAUUGUCAUGUUCUUUCUUAAACAUCCAAUAAAGCAGCUUGACUCCUCAGGCAAAUCAGAAAAGUAAAA